Molecule: messenger RNA, 1836 nt
Organism: Stylonychia lemnae
Lineage: Eukaryota; Ciliophora; Spirotrichea; Sporadotrichida; Oxytrichidae
Source: the annotation of a GenBank genome assembly
AUGAAAACUGAUCCUAAGUUAAUGAUGCAAUUAAUUGAUGAUUAAGAUAAACAAGAAAAGCCUUAAAAGCAUAGUAUGGCUGAAGCAUAUGAAAAAAGAAUGCUUAAAAUUAUUCAAAGACAAGAACUGCAAAUAAAACAAGGCUCUAAGUUUAGUAUGUAUGAUAAAUAGCCUUAAAAGUUUAUUGCUGCAAGCUUCAACAAUAGCAUUUUAAAUGGACAAGCAAGCGCUUUAUCAAAGAGGGCGAAAUCUUAAAGCAAAAACAAGCAUUUUAAUUCUUAAGCUACAACAAAUUAUCUGUCGGAGCAUAAAUUUUCCAUGUUUUAGCAUCAGAGUGUAUUCGAUAAUUUUCACAAUGAAACAUUCGUUUUCAAUUCUAAUAAUGUAACUACUUAGAAUCAAGUGAGUCAAUUAGAUAUAAGAAUCAAAGAUAUCAAAUAGAAUUCAAAAGAAUAUGAUAAUCGUAGAGCUUAGACACAGCUUUCUAUGAUAUCCUAAGAUUACUUAAAUCAAGAGCCAGUGAUAGCAACUCAAAAUUAAUCAUCAUUAAGUAAGUUACUAAUGAAAUCAAAUACUAGAAACACUUUUCAAGAUAAAUAUGACAAGAGCAAUUACGUAUCCUCAAAGAUUUUGCCAAUCGUUGAUAAUAAUUACCAAGAAGAUAAUUAUCAACAGACAUAAACAAAGAUCUUCGGCAGAAAUAACAUGAUGCUUCUUAAUUAAAAGAACUCAAUCUAAGAUUUGAUUUCACAGAAAGGGGAAAGAGAUCUUUUGAAAUCAGUGAUAAAGAAAGUAAGUGGAGGGCAAAACGUUUACAGCGGCUUCAUUGAUGAUUAUAACAUAGGUUCUUAAAGAGACAGUAAAUUCAAAAGAUAUUUAACAUCCAGUCUUAAAAAAUAAAAUCUUUCUAAAUCAUCUCUCUCUUCUUACAAAGUUUAAAAUUAAUCAGAGUCAGGUGUCAAUAAUCUUGAGAAACAGCACUAUCUUGAUACAAAUAUGCUUUUGAACAUUAACUAAGAUAAAAUAAAUAUUGAUAAGUAAUUUGAAGAUGAUGAUGACCACCACAUUGUAAACAACCUAGAUGAGUCAGAGUUUCUUGAAGAUAUGAAAGAAUUUGAAAAUGACAAAGAACUUGAAUUCCCUACUAUGUACAAAUAUGGACUCAGAUUAGAGUGGAGCCACUGCUAUCUAUAUAAAAAAUGCUAAAAAGAGCGAUCUGAAUUCAAUAUGCAUAAGAACCAUAAACUAUUUUAAUAAUCCGAGGUAUUAGCAGCAAUAUAAAUCAUUUAAGAAAGAUAGAGGGAUUUCAAGGACUUCCUCCUACUAGAACCCUAUUUCUUAAAGUCUGUAAAUACUUUGAGAGAGCUCAUAUUCAAAGAGCUAGAAUUUAAUGGACUGUAUGUUAGAUAUAUUAAAAGAUAUGGCUUGGUAACUCUAAAGAAUACUUAGAAAUUAUUACUACUAUGCAAGAGAUUUUUCGAGUUGAGAUUGCAUUUUAUUGAGGUAUUCAGUAGUCUUGCUAGGAAAAAGGUUCAAUAUCGAGCUUUUAAAAUGAAAAUCAAGGCUGCUGGAAAAUAAAUUGAAUAGACUGAUGAUGAAGAUGAAAUAUUAGAUUUGGGAACAGAGACAGUGAAGAACUGCACUAAUGCUUUGCUUAAUAUAUAGUAGAUUAGAAAGAAGUCAAAGUUAUUUAAUUCAGAAUUUAUAUUUGAAGAUGAGGAUCAAGUAAAGCUAUUGAGAAGAGAGUGUAAUGAAGUCAGAUAGAUUUUAUUUGUAUUUGGCAUCGAGAUUUAAUGUGAAGACUCUCCUCCUCAAAUACUAGAAUAAAAACCAUGA